AUGUCGCAAAACAGGCCUGGAGGAGCUUUCUCCGGCUUGCGCAUGGGUGAGGUGGUACGAGAAAAGGUGCAGGACGGCCUCACGGGCGAGACAAGAGAGAUGCAAUAUACCCAGUGCAAGAUAGUUGGCAAUGGUUCGUUUGGCGUAGUCUUCCAGACAAAGCUGUCGCCCAGCGGAGAGGAUGCGGCGAUCAAGCGAGUCCUUCAAGACAAACGAUUCAAGAACCGUGAGUUGCAGAUCAUGCGCAUUGUCCGCCAUCCGAAUAUCGUAGAGCUGAAGGCAUUCUACUAUUCAAACGGUGAACGGAAAGAUGAAGUGUACCUCAAUCUCGUCCUCGAAUAUGUCCCAGAGACAGUCUACCGCGCCUCGCGCUACUUCAACAAGAUGAAGACGACCAUGCCCAUCUUGGAGGUCAAGCUUUACAUCUACCAGCUGUUCCGAUCCUUGGCCUACAUCCAUUCGCAAGGAAUCUGUCACCGGGACAUCAAGCCGCAGAAUCUGUUGCUUGACCCAGCCACGGGAGUGUUGAAGCUGUGUGAUUUUGGAAGUGCAAAGAUCUUGGUCGAGAACGAGCCAAAUGUUUCUUACAUUUGCUCUCGCUACUAUCGUGCUCCGGAGUUGAUUUUUGGUGCCACAAACUACACCACCAAGAUCGACGUCUGGUCAACUGGCUGUGUUAUGGCCGAAUUGAUGCUGGGUCAACCCUUGUUCCCUGGAGAGUCAGGCAUAGAUCAACUCGUGGAGAUCAUCAAAGUCCUUGGUACCCCAACCAGGGAUCAGAUUCGUACCAUGAACCCAAACUACAUGGAGCACAAAUUCCCUCAGAUCAAGCCUCAUCCGUUUAAUAAGGUUUUUCGGAAGGCAACGCCCGACGCGAUCGAGUUAAUUUCUGCUCUCCUGGAAUAUACCCCAACUCAACGACUGUCCGCCAUUGAAGCCAUGUGCCACCCCUUCUUUGACGAAUUGAGAGACCCCAGCACCCGCCUUCCUGAUUCCCGUCAUGCUGGCGGACCUCCACGCGAACUUCCCCCUCUAUUUGACUUCUCCCGACAUGAACUAUCGAUUGCGCCCCAUCUCAACUCGAAACUCGUCCCACCCCAUGCACGAUCACUCCUGGCAGCCAAGGGUAUCGAUCUGGACAACUUGACUCCACUUUCCAAGGAGGAAAUGAUGGCUCGACUUGAUUGA
Messenger RNA from Capronia epimyces CBS 606.96, 1188 nucleotides. RefSeq names its product CMGC/GSK protein kinase. Lineage: Eukaryota; Fungi; Ascomycota; Eurotiomycetes; Chaetothyriales; Herpotrichiellaceae. Gene Ontology annotation, molecular function: protein serine/threonine/tyrosine kinase activity; protein serine/threonine kinase activity; ATP binding. The transcript has 6 exons. Gene Ontology annotation, biological process: protein phosphorylation; signal transduction. The record is from RefSeq and is a predicted model, not a curated record. Bases 1 to 1188 code for a protein of 395 amino acids. Gene Ontology annotation, cellular component: cytoplasm.